AUGUUUUGGUACGUAACCGCAACACUAUCGCUUCUCCUCGCCGGUCAUGUUAGCGCAGGUGGAGUCAUGGAUAUGACGCCAGUGGCUCGUCGAGAUAAUAAGGAGGAGAUGUUGCGAAGAUAUAUGGAUAACAUUAUCGAGGACCGUCGAAGAUCUAUCACCGAUGCACCGGUAACCACAGCAGCUACGAAUAUUUCAGCUGCGAAUAUUUCGGAUUGGAAUACUCAAACUGAGGCAGCUUGCACCCAGGCAUUGGAUUUAUUAAAUGGUCAAGCUACCAACCCAUCUGGUCUAGCAGUCUGUUAUAAUUUGCCAUAUGCCGACAACAGUACUGGUGUCUUCAAGGCUGACCUUCGAUUGUAUAAUGUCUCUGCUCCUACAGGAACAUUUGCCAACAUUCCAAGCCAGGAUGUUCAGGUUGGGUUGAACUACGAAGGGGCUACAGUAUCGGCUGUUGAUAUGUCGACGUUGAUGGCACGAAGUGAAGAGACCUCUUUGAUUUCGUGGCCACGAGCGAUUCAAAAGCGACAAUCAACAGAUACCACCACAGGAAGGACUUUGACUUUAGUUCAAUCAUAUGCCUUUGUUGGUCAGAUGAAUAAGGAAUACAUAGGCAUGGCAAUGGACAGCUCAACUUUAGAAGCACUCUUGACUCCCACUGUGACUUUGACCGGCAAGAAUGUUUCCGGUGGAACCGUGAGUACAGUCCUGAACAGCAACCAAGCAUCUUUUGUCAAUGGUGUAUUCUCUACACAAACUGCUGGAGUCACUAAGACUGUCGUCCAACCUCCUAUCCAGACUCUUGUCGUCGCAUCUGAGUCUCCUUUCGUACUUCCUGGUCUCAACAUCCUUAUCUUUCCAAUUGGUGGCAUCAUUACAGGUGUAUGGGCAAUCUUAUUCAUAGCCACCCUUUCUUGGGGUACCAUCGGUAGAAUUCAAUUCAGAGACCAAUUCAGAUCAAGGACUGCUAGAGCCACGAAAGGAAAUAUGUCACGGAUCUAG
Messenger RNA from Sclerotinia borealis F-4128, 1002 nucleotides. Lineage: Eukaryota; Fungi; Ascomycota; Leotiomycetes; Helotiales; Sclerotiniaceae. The record is from the annotation of a GenBank genome assembly.